Messenger RNA from Dermacentor andersoni, 1764 nucleotides. RefSeq names its product cytochrome P450 3A2-like. Lineage: Eukaryota; Metazoa; Arthropoda; Arachnida; Ixodida; Ixodidae. The record is from RefSeq and is a predicted model, not a curated record. Gene Ontology annotation, molecular function: iron ion binding; steroid hydroxylase activity; heme binding.
AAAAAGCGCUUUGUUCGCACGAGCACUACUGUUGAUCGUGCAUCAUCGCAAUGUCGGUGGCCGCCGCGCUACUUGUUCUUUCCGUCUGCUUGGUGACAACGCUGUUCAUAUGGCGGCGCAAUCACUUCAACUACUUCAAAAAACUGGGAAUACCCGGCCCGACACCAAAUUGGAUAUGGGGAAACUUGUUGGAGUACCACUCCAUGGAAAGCUACAAGGUCGUCGGCAAGUGGAUCGAGGAAUACGGCAGUGUGUUCGGGUUCUUCAAUGGUGACGUGCCCUUCGUGGUGCUGAACGACUUGGAUUUCAUUGAAUACGUUUAUGUCCGGAAUUUCCGAAACUUUGUCGACCGUGGCAAUAUCAUGGUGACCAACGAGAUGCACCCUGUUAUCGGAAAGUCCCUGUUGCAUGUCGGAGGCGCUGAAUGGAAGAGUCUCCGCAGUCCAGUAGCCAGAAGCCUGAGUGCAGCCAAACUGAAGCUGAUGGUGCCACAGCUGGAAGAAGACGCGGAACUAUUCACAAAGUCGCUGGAAGAGUACGCCGAUACGAAUGCGGAGAUUCAUAUGCUGCCAAAGUUUGAGGAAUUGACCAUGGACUAUACAGCUCGAGGUGCUUUCGGAAUGGAAGAGCAUUUCCAGGGGAACCCCGACCAUCCCCUCAUAGAGCUCUCCCGAACUGUCUUUCGGGGCAUCAUCAAAGGACCUUUACACAUGAUCGGACAGUGCACAACAACGAUUGGAGGAUGGAUGAAACCCUUUUACUGGUUUACUACGUUGGUCGGAGAGUUCACGUUUGAGAAUCUCGGCAAGGAGAUAGAGAAGGUUAUUGAAAUGAGGAAAAAGGAUCCAUCUCUCAGAAAGUCCGACAUACUUCAAAGUCUUAUUGACGCGGAGGGCACUGACACUCUGGACUCCAACUCAAAUGGAGCUUCCAAGUCCAGUGAACUCUCGUCUUCAGCAGUGGCCGGUACGGCAACUCUAGUGUUCAUCGGGGGCUUCGACAGCACGGCCGCAACAUUGAGCUACAUCGCCUUUGCACUUGCAAAGUAUCCCGAUAUUCAAGAAAGAGUCCGCGAAGAAGUUCUAGAAGCCCUAUCUCAAACGGGUACGCUAAACUACGAAAUCAUUAUGCAGAAACUGAAGUACCUCGGUUAUGUUGUGGACGAGACGCUGAGGCUGUAUCCUCCGGGACUACUAUCUGUGACGAGAAAAGCCAAAGGAGACUUCGAGUACAAAGGAAUCAAGUACAAGGCUGGAACGUGCUUUGUGGUGUCGACGUACCAUCUGCAUACGAAUCCACAGUUUUGGCCCAAUGCAGAACAGUUCUAUCCGGAAAGGUUUGCCCCUGAAAACGAAGCCUCGCUGAAGAAGCUAGCGUAUGCUCCGUUUGGCAUAGGACCUCGCAACUGUGUAGGAUCGAAGCUGGCAUUGAUGAUGGUGAAGUACACUAUCGCCAAGUUUGUGCAGAAGUAUCGCCUCGAGCUUGGUGAAUCCCAGAUGGGAUCAAUGGAAUUAGCCGCUCGGUCUAUAGUGUCAGCGCCUGGCAGGGGGCCUUGGAUAAAGCUUUAUCGAGCUUGAAGGGCGCAAUACCAGAUAUUCUGUGCAAUGGGAAGACAGCAAGAGAGAAAGAAAAAUAUCUGACAAACGAAGACAAGUGAAGACCUCUGGCAAACUUGAUUCCUGUGCAACGCCAUAUACUUACUGAACGAACGAUGCCCUGUCUACAAUUCCUUGCUUCUUUAAACAUGUUGCUCACAAUACAGCA